UUUAAAUUAAACAAAACUAACCCUCACUUGACCAAGCUUUAUCAAAUCAGUCCCAAUCCAUAAACAAUGAUUCCAUUUAUUCAAAAUCAACCCUUCAUUUGGUAUUUUUUCUUACCAAAACAGUCCUAACCAUCUCUAAUAAAAUUACCAAAAAACUCAUAUACUUUAGCAAAGUUGCAAAUCAGUCCCCGAUAGUACCAAUUUAUUACGAAAUAGACCCGAAAGUGUUUAAAAGUUCAAGAAUUGUGGAUUUGCGGUUUCUCACGUCAAACUUCUCAAAGAAACCGAAUUCGAACGAUUGCAACGCUUGGCGAUCUCUAACCGCCUACGAAUAGGUGUUAGAGGGUUAGCUAGUCGUUUUUGAUCAAUAUCGGUCAAAGUCGGUCCUAAUUGGACAAAAUCGGACCAACUCGAACACCAAGUCAGACCAAAAUCGGCUCAACUAAGUCUAAAAGACCCACAAGCUCAAAGGAGUCGGCUAGCCCAAAGCUUUGUUGGGUUUGAUUAUCAAAGGGGCUAGCUCCCCUUUUUAUAGAGUAAGUUUUGCCUUCAUCAAUUAUCCCCAAGCGAUGUGGGUUGAACUUUUAAUUGUUUCAUAUCUAUUCUUUGCGUCUCUUUCUUCCCCACUUUGCAUCUCGUUCUUCCCCACCUUUCUCUCUCGAUCGAACAACCCCUGCUCAACUGUUGAAUAUAUACAGGUGCAACCCACCGCCGAGCCACCUUCAAUACUUUCAUCACUUGCUUUUAAUGAUUUGAGUGGUGAAAUCCCUUCUGGACUUUGGGAUAUGGAGAAAUUAAAAUUGUUUGAUCUUGAAGCUAAUUCGAUUCACGGCAGGGAAUCAAUCGUCGUUCGUAUUACAUCUGAUCAUGUUGAUUCAUUCGUAACUUUUCUUGCUAUCACUUAUGUUGAUCGUUUCCUGUCAACAAACAUCAAUAUACCGGUGGUUCUACGUGAUAAAGGUUUAAAAGAAAAUUUGAAAUUGUUCGUCUUCUGUUGGGUUUCAAUCGCUUGCAAAAGACAUUGUUCAGUCUUCUGUUGCGUUUCACUCCGUUUGUGGAUCUCCCUCCGAUUCACGAUUUGUUUUCGAACAAAUAGAGAACUAGAAUUUGUAUCAAUGGAACGCAAUAAUCAAUGGAUAAACUAGAAACGAUCUCUGUUAUGAACCGAUUCUUGUCUUUUCCUAGUUUUUUGUAACAUGUCAUAUACCUGAUAAUUUCGCCUUACCUUGCAUGAUCAAAGCUUGCGUCGGAGCUCUGAAUUUGAUAUGUGGACAGGUGGUUCACGGGAUGGCUGUGAAGACAGGUUUGAUCUCAGAUGCUUUUGUGGGUAAUGCGUUGGUUGCAAUGUAUGAGAAAUUUGAACUUAUUGAUGAUGCAGUUAAGGUGCUCGACUUUUGUCCUCAAAGAAACUUGAUCAACCUUCUUAAACUUGCACAUUUUAUUGUUAUAGUCUCUAGGCAAUAUUAAGUGAAAGAAGUUGUCAUAAGCUAUCUGGAAGGAGUGAUUGAAAAGCUCUAAGCUACAAAAGAGAUGCGUAUAGAUGGAAAGUGUUUGAGGAAAUGCUUAUGAGAAUCAAACUUGUAACUAGCUUGCUAAGUGUUUGAGUAAAUGCCUAAGAGACGAAAGUUACAAAUUGAAAAGAAAAAUAAAAUUAUGUAUUAAAUAUUUAUUAUUCUUAA
Molecule: messenger RNA, 1679 nt
Organism: Lactuca sativa (garden lettuce)
Lineage: Eukaryota; Viridiplantae; Streptophyta; Magnoliopsida; Asterales; Asteraceae
Source: RefSeq, a predicted model, not a curated record